This is a messenger RNA of Hordeum vulgare subsp. vulgare (domesticated barley), 1663 nucleotides long. Its product is annotated as geraniol 8-hydroxylase-like. The transcript has 2 exons. The coding region runs from base 14 to 1516 and encodes 500 amino acids. Lineage: Eukaryota; Viridiplantae; Streptophyta; Magnoliopsida; Poales; Poaceae. Gene Ontology annotation, molecular function: monooxygenase activity; oxidoreductase activity, acting on paired donors, with incorporation or reduction of molecular oxygen; iron ion binding. The record is from RefSeq and is a predicted model, not a curated record.
CGUUCAACCAACCAUGGAGCUCCUCUUCUUUUGCACAACAGUUCUCAUCCUCAUCGUCUCCUCUGUGUACCUCCUGGGCCUCUUAGCCCACGGCCGUCGCAACCUGCCCCCCGGUCCUGGCCCGCUGCCACUCGUCGGCAACCUCCUCUCACUGGGCGCCCUACCGCACCGCUCCCUUGCGCGCCUCGCGGAGCGCCAUGGCCCGAUCAUGGCGCUCCGCCUAGGCACGGUCACCACCGUGGUCGCCUCCUCGGCAGACGCCGCCCGCGACAUCCUCCAGCGCCAUGAUGCAGCUUUCUCGGGGCGCUUCGUCCUCGACGGCACCCACGUGUCCGCGCACUACACGCACUCCAUGGUCUGGCUCCCGGCCAGCAGCCCCCGAUGGCGCGCGCUACGCAAGGUUUGCGCCGGUGAGCUCUUCGCGCCGCACCGCCUCGACAUGCACCAGUCCUUGCGACGGGAGAAGGUGCGACAGCUCGUCUCCCACGUGACGGAGCUGGCACGAGAGGGCACCCCCGUUGCUGUCGGCGGACUGGCCUUUACGACGGCGCUUAACCUGCUCUCCUCCACCAUCUUCUCCACCGACUUGGCCGACCUCGACGACCGCCAUGUCAAGCCUGGGGAGUUCAAGGCCAUACUCGCAGAGCUAAACGUGACCGUUGGAUUGCCAAACUUGUCGGACUUCAUCCCGGAAGUGGCGUGGCUAGACCUGCAGGGCUUGAGGAGGCGCAUCGAGGGCUUGUUUCACCGGCUGCAUGCCAUCAUGGACGAGCAGAUCGAGCGUCACAUGCUGGACCGUGCCGCCACAGGUGACCCGACCAAGAAAAACUUCCUGGACGUGCUGCUCGACUACCGCAACACCGACGAUGACAAGGGCUUCGAGCGCCAGACGCUCCUCUCAUUGCUUUCGGACUUGUUCAGCGCGGGGACGGAUACAAGUUCAGCCACCGUGGAAUGGGCGAUGGCGGAGCUGCUACUGAAUCCAUCAUCCAUGUCGAGAGCUCGCGAAGAGCUCGACCAAGUGAUAGGCUCUAAAGAGCAGGUUGAGGAGUCCGACAUAGGACAGCUCAAGUACCUCCAAGCCAUCGUGAAGGAGACGUUCCGGCUCCAUCCUCCGGCACCAUUCCUGCUGCCUCACGUGGCGGAGACGACGACACAGGUUCAGGGGUACACGGUUCCCAAGGGCACGCGCCUUCUGGUGAACGUGUGGGCCAUAGGGCACGACGGCAAGGUAUGGCCGGAACCGGAAAAGUUCAUGCCGGAGAGGUUCCUGGAGAAGGAGGUGGACUUCAAGGGCCGAGACUUCGAGCUCCUCCCCUUCGGGUCCGGGAGGAGGAUGUGUCCGGGGACGCCGCUGGCCGUUCGCAUUGUUCAUCUCAUGCUCGCGUCCUUGUUGCAUCGCUUCCAGUGGAGGCUUCCCGUAGACGUGGAGAAGAAGGGGCUGGACAUGACUGAAAGGCUUGGUGUCAACUUGUCCAUGGCCACGCCCCUUCAGGCUAUAGCCACGCCAGUUUGAAUGUAAUCAUCGUUCUAGGUGUGUUCAGUUUGAGGACGAAGUGAAACGGAAUGUCAUGGUUCCAUUACAUCGGAAUGGGUGGGUUCCAUUGCACCUGACGUUGUGCCAUGAAAACAUUAUCAAUGAAUAAAUAAGGAGUAACCAAAA